This is a messenger RNA of Closterium sp. Naga37s-1, 238 nucleotides long. The record is from the annotation of a GenBank genome assembly. NCBI's taxonomy places the organism in Eukaryota, Viridiplantae, Streptophyta, Zygnematophyceae, Desmidiales, Closteriaceae.
CCGCAAAUCACACCCUCCUCCCUGAGGCGCGCGAGAUCGUGGUGGGCGGCAAAAAGCAGUGGACGCUCGGCGUCAGCACCUGGAAGCCCACUCCCACCGUGAAAGCAGGCGACGUGCUCGUGUUCCAGUGGGGUGCAUAUCACGACGUGUGGCAGAUGAGCAACGUUGCAGCCUACAAGGGCUGCAACUUCCAAGCUGCGAGCCAGAAGGCGCCUGCAACCUUGGGCGGGAAGUACAA